AUGGCCAUGGUGCCCGAUGACCCCUUGAGCCCGCGGGACCUUCCUGUCUACUCAGAAGCAAUGUGCGACGACGAACCCUACUAUCAAGGCUCGGAAGAUGAGGACUACCCCGAUCCGCAAACGAGAAGGCUGCGGUAUGAGAAGGCUGGCCAGCGUUUUUUGGACGGCAAGGUCCCAUUCUUGCUCUCGGCGUCGCUGCGCGGCCCCUUUAACGAGGACUCUGGCUGGACCAACCCUUGGAGAAGUAAGCAGCGGUGCGAGUACGGACGAGCCUCUCAAUUCGUCUGCGAAUCGGUACACGGGCAGACGACAAAAGCACCCUGGAAACAAGAAUCAACCGCCGAUGACCGCGAUUGCCACCUGCCAAGUCCGGAGAGCCUUAAGCAGGCCCCAGCCUCAGGGUCGCAUCCAUAUCUCAAGCGGGAUGAGCUGGCCAUGGUUCAGAAUUGGCGAGAGAACAUCCAUGAGCCGUCUCUCUCACAAGAUUCUUUCUGGGCGUCGUCCACUUCAGAGACCGGCGUGACCACAACGAAGCGAAGAGCCACAGAAUCCGCGUGGCUCAAGCGAGUGGCAGACAAGAGGAGAAGGACUGAUGCCGACGACCCAAGAUUCUCCAAUUCACCGUUCGUUUCGAGCCAGCCCGACUCGUACUCCUCCCCCGUCGCCAGGAUCCACGCCGCCGUAGCUUCCACGGCUCUAGCGGCGUCGAAAAGCCAGGGCGACGAUAUCGGCUCUGCACGAAAGUCGCUGUCGGGACACCGGCCACAGAUUAAACACGAAAGCAAUGACGCCGACGACGACGAACUCAUGACGAACACGCCAGAUGCCGCCUUUCCCAGCGUCUCCCGGCUGUCCGCGUCAAGCAAGAAGCGCUCACCUCCCAGGCAACAUGUUUGGAGGUCUGCCAUAUUGCAUGUCGGCGGCGUGGCAGACGAGUUGAGCCAGAAUGAAGCAGCCGCGGCAACACUCUCCUCUCCUGUUUCCCAGCGACAUGGGACCUCGCCAAAUUGCGCUUCAAACGUCGCGACCAAGGAAGUGCCGAAUGCUUUCGCAACAGCCAAAACAUCCCCAUCCAGACGAAGCUGGCGGAACAUUAAAGUUGAAGCUGAAGAAGAAUGUUCUGCCAUGAACGGAAACGGGCAGCGCGAUGACGAGCCCACAAUGGUCCUCGACGAGGACUGGGCUCCUUUCGGGACGCAGCAGGAUCAAAGCUUUUGCUUUAAGAUGCGAUAUGCGUUGGAGAGAGAUGCCGAGGUCCUCGAUCAAGCGCUGCCGGAUGAACCCAAUCAGCCUGCGUCGCCCCCUAACUUGUCUUCACAGGAACCAUUGAGCGACAUGCAAGCCGCCGAGGACAGGUCGUCGCAUAUUGUGGACAAAAAUGGUCCAACGGAGGACGAAAGCGACGGUCGCGACGAUGACGAAACCGAGUCCAUUCCGUCAUCAGACGACAUCGACGAGUUCCACGUGCGAUUUAUGGAGCGGUAUUUAGAUGGUUGGGAUCAGGAAUUGGCCUGUGGUGCCACCUCUCAAGUCGAGCAGGAAGUGGUGUAUGAUGAUGCACAGGAAGACGUGGCCGAGAUCGCCCAGCAGGCUAUCCAUGCUAUGUCGCCCGUGCAGUCUGGCUUGGAAUGUUCUUCGCUGGCCAUUGAGUCCAAAGAAGAAGCAAAAACUGUGGCCCAGCCUCUGCCAUCGGCCAUUUCCCUAACGUCACACUCUCACGAGACAUCCUCGGCGAUUGAGAUGGAGCAUGAGACGCUGGUUCCUCAGCCCUGCCGCAAAGUGCUGUUGCUGACCCAUCAUCGGAGGCGGAACCCUCUUCACGCCAUCCGAUGGCCCCUCAGGAGGCAGAGCUCGUUCCCCGAGUCGGGUGCAGCCGUGGACAUUGAUGGCUGCGGCAGCCACGGCGGGAAUGUCUCGAAUUCGCAGCCUCAACCUCAGCCGCGGCCGUCCACGCCGGAGCCGCAGUUUGCCGUCAAGACUUUUGCCUCGUUUCUGUCUCCUUCGCCUGGACGGAGCCGCGGGCAGAGAGGGCGUCCAACGGUCCGCGACGACGAGGGCGGCGGCCCUCCCUCGGCCAUGAAAAACCCGUGGAGCUGCUCGCGCCCCGUCCGCCGGGUUUCCUGGGCGUUGAUGCCGCAGGACCAGGGAGUCCUUGGGGACGAGCAGAACACGCAACCCCCCGAGCCGACGCCAAAAUCCUUGCCUCUGCGGCAUAGGCUCCGCCAAGUCUCCCCCCCGCCGGCCACCCCGAUCGAGGACCUGCCCGUUUCGGAACAGUCGCGGUUCAGCAAGCACUUUGCAGCCGUGGCCAGCCGCACCGACGGCCAGCGGCAUAAGCUCAUCCCGACGGCUUCGCAGCAGGCCCUGCAGAGCCCUGGCAUGCAGGGCAUGGCGAGGACCUUUUUGGCAGCGGACGAGGUGGGGCCCGGCGCCGAGACGGCGCCGGCGGCGGAUGACGUCGGGGGUUCUAAUGACGAGGCCUUCGACGGAGAUGGGGACGAGGCAGACGGAGGGUCCGACGAGUCGGAGGAGCCGAUGGAGCUGGUCGAGGACAUGCUCCGCGAAAUCGCCGACUUUGUCAAGUCGUGGGACGUCGACGCCGAGCUCGACGAGGCGCGCAGGGCGACCAGGCCCGAGGCCGGCCGGGUCAACCUGGCGAGCCAAAGCCCGUGGUAG
Messenger RNA from Hirsutella rhossiliensis, 2676 nucleotides. RefSeq lists its product as uncharacterized. The record is from RefSeq and is a predicted model, not a curated record. Bases 1 to 2676 code for a protein of 891 amino acids. The transcript is spliced from 3 exons. NCBI's taxonomy places the organism in Eukaryota, Fungi, Ascomycota, Sordariomycetes, Hypocreales, Ophiocordycipitaceae.